Molecule: messenger RNA, 1716 nt
Organism: Populus euphratica (Euphrates poplar)
Lineage: Eukaryota; Viridiplantae; Streptophyta; Magnoliopsida; Malpighiales; Salicaceae
Product: hippocampus abundant transcript-like protein 1
Exons: 14
Coding region: 272-1606 (444 amino acids)
Biological process (GO): transmembrane transport
Cellular component (GO): membrane
Molecular function (GO): transmembrane transporter activity
Source: RefSeq, a predicted model, not a curated record
UAAUAUGUUGAUGUAAAAAAACAAAGAUAAAAGAUCUCAUUUUAAUAUAUCUUUGAUGAACAACUAGCCGGACAACACGAUCUCAGUCAGAGACUUGAACUUAAUGGGUUUUGUCACCCUUUAAAUACUGCUGAAAGGAAAACCCUUAUCAUGGCCGUGUCAAAACUAUCAUUUUCAUCUUGUAUCCCUUUUUGUCACCAUCUUUGUCAGGGUUAAUUUCUUUUGUUUCUUGCAAGAAAAAGCCAGUGCUCAAUUCUUGGAGAUAUUAGUUAUGAUGUUUAAGGACUGUGUUGGCGGGCUGAAAGAGCUUAGGCCUUUAGCACACUUGCUGUUGCCACUAUGUUUUCAUUGGAUCGCCGAGGAAAUGACUGUUUCUGUUCUUGUCGAUGUUGUUACUUCUGCUUUGUGUCCUGGUCAGACUAAAUGCUCCGAGGCUAUUUACAUCAGUGGUCUCCAACAAACGGUGGUUGGAAUUUUCAAGAUGGUGGUAUUACCAUUCCUAGGCCAGCUUGCUGAUGAAUAUGGGCGCAAACCGCUUCUCCUCAUUACUGUAUCAACAUCCAUAUUCCCUUUUGCUGUGCUUGCCUGGAACCAAUCGAGGGGAUCUGUGUAUGUGUACUAUGUGCUUCGGACAAUUUCAUUUAUUAUAAGUCAAGGAAGUAUUUUCUGCAUUGCUGUUGCUUAUGCGGCAGAUAUUAUCGAAGAAGGAAACAGAGCUGCAGCAUUUAGUUGGAUCACUGGUUUCUUUUCUGCUUCUCAUGUCUUAGGCAAUCUUCUGGCACGUUUUCUUCCUGAGCAAUAUAUUUUUGUGGUUUCAAUUGCUUUCUUGAUCUUUAGUCCAGUUUAUAUGCAUUUUCUUCUAGCUGAGACGGUUGAACAGGUUCCAAAGAGGGAUCGAGAUUCAACCUUCUUGACUAAGAUAAUAAAUGUUGCCCACAAAAGAUAUGAAUCAAUGAGAGAUGCUGCAGCUGUAGUGUUUGAGAGCCCUACACUUAGAGGCAUUUCGUUUGUUUCCUUCUUCUAUGAGCUGGGAAUGUCUGGCAUCAGCUCAGUUUUACUCUUCUAUCUGAAGGCAGUGUUUGGUUUUAACAAGAAUCAAUAUUCGGAAAUCCUGUCGAUGGUAGGAAUCGGUGCAAUCUUUUCUCAGAUUUUGGUGCUUCCUCUUCUCAAUCCAUUGGUCGGAGAGGGAGGGAUAUUAUCUCUAGCCUUACUUGCAUCAAUAGCUUAUGGGUUGCUCUAUGGCCUGGCGUGGGCAUCUUGGGUGCCAUACUUGAGUGCCUCAUUUGGAGCCAUUUAUAUCCUCGUGAAGCCUGCUACUUAUGCUAUUAUUUCCAAAGGUUCAAGCUCAAUGAAUCAGGGAAAAACACAGGGAUUUGUUGCUGGUGUCCAGUCAAUAGCAAGUUUCUUAUCCCCUCUCGCAAUGAGUCCAUUGACUACAUGGUUCCUAUCUAGCACUGCCCCUUUCGACUGCAAAGGUUUCAGCAUUAUAGUUGCUUCAGUAAGCAUGAUGAUUGCUUUAUGCUUUGCUUGCCUACUUAAGCCGGACGAAAAGUUGAGCCAUGACCCGGAAGACGAAAUCGAAGCUCCACUCUUACGUGAAAGUUAACCGAGUGCCAAACUAUUAUUCUUCACAGCCAGAUCAUGUACAUGUCCAAGCAUUUCUUGCAUAUAUAAUAAACUAAUUGUCAAUGAAAUUAAAAACUUUCCUGGCAAAAA